GCAAUAAAGUGCCCUCAGAGAGAAAGGGAAACACUUGUCACUGGUGGAGUCUGUGUGGGACGGGUGGCUGAGUGACAAAUCCUGAGGUUCCGUUCCUGUCUGCCCCAGGCCUUCACCAUGCCCACUUCCUACCCUGAAUCCAACACAGAGUACUUUGAGUAUGAUAUGUCUGCAGAAGCCUGUGACGUGGGGGACAUCGUAGCCUUUGGGACCAUCUUCUUGCCCAUAUUUUACUCUCUUGUCUUUGCUUUUGGUCUGGUGGGAAAUCUGUUGGUGGUGUUUGCUCUCACCAAGAGCCGGAAGCCCAAGAGCAUCACCGACAUUUACCUCCUGAACCUGGCCUUGUCUGAUCUGCUCUUCGUGGCCACAUUGCCUUUUUGGAUUCACUAUGUGAUCAAUGAAGAAGGCUUCCACAAUGCAGUGUGCAAAAUCACUACUGCCUUCUUCUACAUUGGCUUCUUUGGAGGUAUAUUCUUCAUCACCAUCAUCAGCAUUGACAGGUACAUGGCCAUCGUCUUAGCAGUCAACUCCAUGAAUAACCGGACUGUGCAGCAUGGCGUCACCAUCAGCCUGAGCGUGUGGGCAGCAGCCAUCCUGGUGGCGGCGCCCCAGUUCAUGUUCACAAAGCAGAAACAAAACGAAUGCCUGGGUGACUACCCUGACAUCCUUCAGGAAAUCUGGCCUGUGCUCCGCAAUGUGGAAACAAAUGUUCUGGGCUUCCUGCUGCCCCUGCUCAUCAUGAGUUUCUGCUACUUCAGAAUCAUCCAGACACUGUUUUCCUGCAAGAACCAGAAGAAAUCUAGAGCCAUCAAACUCAUCUUACUGGUGGUCAUUGUGUUUUUCCUCUUCUGGACACCCUACAAUGUUAUGAUUUUCCUUGAGACUCUCAAACUCUACAACUUCUUUUCCAGUUGUGACCUGAAGAGAAAUCUGAAGUUGGCCCUCAAUGUAUCCGAGACUUUGGCAUUCAGCCACUGUUGCCUCAACCCCCUUAUCUACGCAUUUGCUGGAGAGAAGUUCAAAAGAUACCUUUCCCACCUGUACAGGAAAUGCAGGGUGGUCCUGUGCGGUCCUUCAGUUCAUGUGAGUUUCUCCACUUCAGAGUCACAAAGGAGCAGGCAGGGGAGCAUCCUGAGCAGCAAUUUCACUCACUACACAAGCGAUGGAGAUACAUCCAUCCUUCUCUGAAGGGGUCCCCAAAGCCUGUCUCUGUGGGAACGCGGAGUUCCUGAAGCUGACGCUGAGUAAGGAGGAUCGAUUUUUGUGGUUGCUUCUUACAUGGAAGAAAUAUGGACUCACUACUAACAAGACAACAUGAGUCUUUUCAAGAAUUGUGCUUAAAAUUUGAAUUAUAAAGGACACACAUGUCUUUUACUGGAAAGUCGGGACCUUUUUGCUUAAAGAUGACAAAAAUUAAACCCAGACCAGCUUAGUUAAAGGGAGGGGGUGAGUACUGUUCACAUAUUGACAUAGGCGAGGGGACGGGUGAGCCCUCAGACUGAGUGGAAAACAGGACCUGAAUCUAACUAGAGCUUCCUUUCACUAAUCUUCAAAUCUUUGAGUAGUGGCAGAUCCAGGCUCACAUAACGCAGCUUUAUCACCAGAGAGGGACUGGAACCCACUCCUUUCCGGUCCCAAGGUCAGAAUUCCCAGGGAAGGGUUCUGACUGGUUAAGCUGGUACCAGACCUCAUCUUUGGACCAGGUGGUGGUGUCCCACAAAGCAGCACAUAGCAAACGGACGCUUCUACUGCAAUCUCAUGACUAGAAAGUUGAGGAAGACAGAUCUCCAAGAACUUGUAGGGGUGAGCACUGUCCUGACCAGACAGAAUAAGAGCCAUACACCAUUCUUACCACGUACCUGAGCCAGUACCUCCCUGAUCACUUGAACCAGUACCCAGUGCCAGCUUCCUCUUCAUUAAACCCGUUUCUUUACCACCCUGCAAGGGUUCCCUCCUGCUCACUGCAUCAAGUCCAAACUCAAAGGCCGGGUCUCUGAGGCCCUCCACCGUGCCAUCCAGCCUACAGAUUCUGAAGGAAUUCUUCAGAGGAAAGAGUCCUCCCCAGAGGAUUCCACCUACCCUGUCAGCCAGGUCUUUUCCAUAAAAGGCACCUCCUUCCACCUGUUGUCGGGCCCUGAAGGAGAAAUAAAAAGAACCCUGCCCCAGUGUCAAGGGGUGGAUUCCAAUCCUAACUCUGGCCUGCUGGGUAGGUUGGGGCCAACAGAGCUUUCAUUUCCUCAUGUGUGGUCAAGGAAUAUUGGUAUUUGUCAAUAGGGAACACCCUUUCCAGUAUGAAAAACCAGUCACUCUUUCAGGCCUUAACCUUCUAAUCUGGUUUCACACUUCAGCUUUUCUGCACCUUGUAGUGGUGCCCUCUGGCCAGAAGAGUGGUGACGGUGUGGGAGGAGCCUGAAGGACAUAGCCCAGACAGAGAGGACACUGGAUCCUAUUUCAGCAUUCAAGGAACACUUAGAUCAACAAACCUAUUAGGCCCAAGCCUCCCACUCUACCUGAAUAUUCCUCCCCCCAGUCACUUCCAGGGAACCCCUGCCCAUCUGGGAAAAAAAUCCCCAUUACUCUUUCUACUGCCAAUGCGGAAAGCCUUCUUCCUCAGUAAACAUUGGGGGUGGUCUAAAACUUCAAAGCUCAAAAACCAAUUGUAAUAGUGCUGAAGAAAAUAUCACCUAUGGGCUAAUCACACAUAUUUUCACUCCUGCAUUUAACAGUGUGUGUUUAGAGUUCCAACCCUAACAAUGUACAGUUUUAUAACCUGCUUUUCUUCAGCAUUGAAUUGCAAGUAGCUCUCUUGUGUAAUAAUCAUUUUAGAAGACUCUGCCGGAUUGCACACUCACUGAGGCAGAUGUGGCAUCUGACUCACUGCUGCGUCCUAGCAUUCUUAGCAGUUCGUACGUUUAAUGAAUGAGAAUGAAUCAUGUUCCUUCAGGAUCAUGUACCAUCAUCUACUCACCAUCUAAUCAUCAUCUACUCACCAUUACUCUGUUGAUAAACAUUCAACUUGUUUCCAGUGUUUAACAAAUACACACUGUGUAUCACCUUUAUCUGCAUUAUUUUUGCCUUCUUCAAUUAUUUUCCUUUAGAUAAGUUCCUUCCCAUGGGGAAUAACUGGAUCACAGGGCAUGGGAACUUUAUAGCUCUUGGUACGUACAUGUGAAAUUAGUUUCUCAUAAAGCCUUUCUUGAGCACAUAUUACAUGCACUGUGUAAGCUCAGGUCCAGAGCUAUUCCAAAGGCAAUGAGAUCAUGCCUCUGCCCUCAAGGAUUUACCAUUUAAAUGAAAAGUGAAUAAAUGAGGAGUUAUUGAAAAAUA
Molecule: messenger RNA, 3327 nt
Organism: Chinchilla lanigera (long-tailed chinchilla)
Lineage: Eukaryota; Metazoa; Chordata; Mammalia; Rodentia; Chinchillidae
Gene: Cx3cr1
Product: chemokine (C-X3-C motif) receptor 1
Exons: 2
Coding region: 118-1188 (356 amino acids)
Biological process (GO): cell adhesion; immune response; chemotaxis
Cellular component (GO): membrane
Molecular function (GO): C-X3-C chemokine receptor activity
Source: RefSeq, a predicted model, not a curated record